AUCAUUCAAGCAAGAGUUUAAAAGACAACGUGCUCUUGCCGCAGGAGUCUUUCCGGCUAAAAAGUGUCACAAUGGACAGUGCCUUUGACAAGCUGGACGCUGCUGGUUUCUUGGAAAUCUGGCAGCACUUUGAUGCAGAUGACAACGGCUACAUUGAGGGCAAGGAGCUGGAUGAGUUUUUCCGUCACAUGAUGAAGAGACUAGGACCAAAGGAGAAAGUGACUGAAGAGCGGGUCCAGAGGCUGAAGCAGAGGUUCAUGUCCGCCUACGACGUCUCCGCUGACGGCAAACUGCAGAUCCAGGAGUUGGCUCACAUGAUCCUCCCUGAGACGGAGAACUUCCUGUUGAUCUUCCACAGGGAAGCUUCCCUUGACAACAGUGUCGACUUCAUGCAGACCUGGAGGAAAUAUGACGUGGACUGCAGCGGCUACAUUUCAGCUCAGGAACUGAAGGUAACAAACAAAAGCUCAAACAAAAACCGACGCCAAGCAGAAACGGAUUUCUUUGGGAAGGGGGAUUGAUAUGUUAUGACAAUGUUUUCUUCAAAUAGGAUCUUGGCUUUAGAAGAGAAUUUUCUGCUGCAGUUCCAGUUGGACGCCGGCAGCCAAGCGGAGAGGAAGCGAGAUUUUGAGAAGAUUUUUGAUCAUUAUGACAUAAGCAAGACAGGAGCAUUGGAGGGCGCCGAGGUGGAUGGCUUUGUUAAAGAUAUGAUGGAACUGGUCAGGCCCAACCUCACAGGUCCCGAUCUAAACAAGCUACGAGCCAUUUUGUUGCGUCACUGUGAUGUCAACAAGGAUGGGAAGAUUCAGAAAAACGAGCUCUCGCUGUGCCUGGGGGUGAAGCACGCGCCUUAGCUGCAACGCUGGAGCUUUGUGUUGUCAUGUUAGAUUUUCAAAGCAUGAAUGUCAUCUAUGUGAAGCAGAGAAUGAUCAUGUGGUUCAUGUGGAAACUUGGUCAAACAUUGAAGGGUCUCUUUUACGUAAUAACGAUAAA
Molecule: messenger RNA, 993 nt
Organism: Hippocampus comes (tiger tail seahorse)
Lineage: Eukaryota; Metazoa; Chordata; Actinopteri; Syngnathiformes; Syngnathidae
Gene: scgn
Product: secretagogin, EF-hand calcium binding protein
Exons: 9
Biological process (GO): regulation of long-term synaptic potentiation; regulation of presynaptic cytosolic calcium ion concentration
Cellular component (GO): terminal bouton; nucleus; cytosol
Molecular function (GO): calcium ion binding
Source: RefSeq, a predicted model, not a curated record